This is a messenger RNA of Polyodon spathula (Mississippi paddlefish), 1894 nucleotides long. It is a transcript of the gene ift20, whose product is annotated as intraflagellar transport 20 homolog (Chlamydomonas). Bases 643 to 1041 code for a protein of 132 amino acids. NCBI's taxonomy places the organism in Eukaryota, Metazoa, Chordata, Actinopteri, Acipenseriformes, Polyodontidae. Gene Ontology annotation, cellular component: intraciliary transport particle B; Golgi apparatus; cilium. The transcript is spliced from 5 exons. The record is from RefSeq and is a predicted model, not a curated record. Gene Ontology annotation, biological process: centrosome localization; protein localization to cilium; intraciliary transport.
UAUAUGUUUAAUUUGCCGCGGUUAGUAUCGGAUCCGGAGCUCCUCUCUGUGCUGAAGCGGAUCUGACUGUAUCGCUUUCCUUAUCAAAGGUUGCAGCUGGCUGCGGUGGAGCCGGGCGAUGCACACCCAGCUCAAGCUGUAUUUAUGUCAUUUCAUAGCUUGCAUUUAGACUUUUGCGGUUGGCAGAAUUAGAGCGAGUGAUCAUAACAAUGCAGUUCAAGAGUACAUUGAAAUAACAGGUAGAGCUGUUAAAAACGCGCCGCAGAUUUCAAAGUGCUCCCCUCAAACCAGGACCGUGUUAUAUAACGGCAUCGUUUGUUUGUGCUCAUUUGACGUACCUGGUUUUAAAAAGACAAAUAAAUAAAUAACGGCUACUAAUUUCCCUUUCUGUAAACUUAGGGUCAAUAAUCCUUUCUCUUUCGUCAGCCUUGAUUAUGGCAGCAGUCCUUUUUGGGGGUUUCUUAUUGGCACACCCCAAGGCAGCUGCCAGUAGAUUCUCUACUGGAUCUAGCAAAUCUGUUCAAUCAAAGCAAGAUCUGGUACACCGUGCGUCCUAGCAAAGAUGCCAAGGUCAAGGUUUCACAAUGUUCGCCUGCUGGCUCUCUAGAAGACUCUUGCCAACAGGUUUAGGCGUCCCAAGCAAUGUCGAAGGACCCCCUGGCGGACGCUGGGCUUCACUUCGAUGAGCUCAACAAACUGCGAGUCCUGGACCCGGAGGUGGGGCAGAAGACCACCGACCUCAAAGAGGAGUGUAAAGAAUUCGUGGAGAAAAUCAGUCAGUUCCAGAAGAUAGUCGGAGGGCUGAUUGAGCUCGUGGAUGAGCUGGCACAAGAGGCAGAGACUGAGAAGAUGAAGGCGAUCGGCGCAAGGAAUCUGCUGAAAUCGGUGGCCAAGCAGAGGGAGGCUCAGCAGCAGCAGCUCCAGGCCCUCAUCGCAGAAAAGAAGAUGCAGCUUGAGAGGUAUCGGAUUGAAUACGAAGCGCUGUCCAAGGUGGAAGCAGAACAAAAUGAAUUCAUUGACCAGUUCAUCCUGCAAAAAUAAGAGACUGAUGGGAUUGUGACAACAGGAAGCAGUGAAGGACAGCCCGUCCCAUCCCAACGCAGGGCACAGGAAGACCACACAGCCCCUUCUUCUAGAGCUCCAGACUCACACACUUGAAGUACUAAGGAUUGGUGGCACGCACCGGGCCUGUUGAAUUCUCCUUGGAAUUAAAAAAAAAAAAAAAAACACUCACCCCUUUAUUGAAGAGCUUAAACCAGGAUGCAAAAAUAUUUGUCAUACCUUUUGAAAAAAAAAAAAAAAAUAGAUAUACACACACACACUAGUUGAGUGAUUCAUAUUUAUAUGAUUUCUAUCUUGUGGUACUUUAGUAAAAAGCCAGUUGUAUUAAUUCCUUGUUUUUCUUUUUAAAUAUGAACAUACAUUAAUAAUAGCUGCAGGGUGCUGUACAGUAAUGCCAGCAGUUUGAUAAUCUUGUAUUAAUAUGUGUUGAAGAUGUUGGCUCUCGUUUGUGUCGUUAAGGCAGCCUGCAGACACGUUCUUUGCGUUUGUUAAACAGCACUACACUGAAAACAGAUCGAUGCCCAAAGGACCAACGGUAGGCUUCGACUCUGUGAAACAUAUUUUUCGGUUCCGAGUUUGUUCUGUUGUGCUUAUCUGGAUCCGUCGAUUUCAUGUAAGUUUAUUAAAAACCAAAAAUGCUAAUUGUUUGUGGUUGCUUUUUUUAAAAGGUAAAUCGCAGUUUGUGUUCUGAGAAACUUAACGAUCAAUGACAUUCAAGAGAGACACGGGGGCACAGCUCACUUUAAUCGCUGUCUGGACUCUAGUGAACAAAGUUCAGAAGCUAAAUCAAGCGUGUACGUUUGUUUUUCUCUUCAUUGCAAGCGCUUAUCUU